AUGGCGGCCGGGGACUCGGAGAACAUCCGCUACUGUGCGCGCUUCUCCUACCUCUGCCUCAAGUUCACCCUCAUCACCUACUCCACGUUCUUCUGGUUGAUAGGAGCACUUGUUCUUGCUAUUGGAAUUUAUGCAGAAGUUGAAAGACAGAAGUAUAAAACCCUUGAAAGUGCCUUUCUAGCCCCAGCAAUUAUUUUAAUACUCUUGGGCAUUGUAAUGUUUCUUGUAUCGUUUGUGGGUGUAUUGGCUUCUUUAAGAGACAAUAUAUGCCUUCUUCAAGCAUUUAUGUACAUCCUUGGUAUUUGUCUCUUGAUUGAACUGGUUGGUGGAGUUGUGGCACUAAUCUUCAGAAAUCAGACAAUUGACUUUUUAAAUGAUAAUAUCCGAAGAGGAAUUAGGAAUUAUUAUGAUGAUCUGGACUUCAAAAACAUAAUGGAUUUUGUUCAAAAGCAGUUUAAGUGCUGUGGUGGGGAAGAUUUUAAAGACUGGUCACAGAAUCAGUACCAUGCGUGUUCUGCACCAGGGCCAUUAGCCUGUGGAGUGCCCUAUACUUGUUGUAUUAGAAAUAAGACAGACAUUAUGAACACUAUGUGUGGAUAUAAAAUGAUUGACAGAGAGCCUCUGAGUGUUCGAGACAUUAUAUAUAUCCGAGGAUGCACAAAUGCAGUACUCAUUUGGUUCUUAGACAACUACAGCAUCAUGGCUGGUGUCAUGCUUGGCAUAUUGUUACCCCAGUUCCUUGGAGUGUUGUUAUCUUUACUUUACAUAACUCGCGUAGAGGAUAUCAUUGCUGAAUACAAACUUAAUGAGAAUCUUUUACAAGAAACACAGCCGAAACCAGAAACUGAAUUUGCAAGCGCAGGUUGCUGUAUGUGUUAUCCUGAGUAA
Emys orbicularis (European pond turtle) is the source of this 888-nucleotide messenger RNA. It is a transcript of the gene TSPAN15, whose product is annotated as tetraspanin 15. Lineage: Eukaryota; Metazoa; Chordata; Testudines; Emydidae. The transcript is spliced from 8 exons. The record is from RefSeq and is a predicted model, not a curated record. Bases 1 to 888 code for a protein of 295 amino acids. Gene Ontology annotation, cellular component: plasma membrane.